AAUUUUGUUAAGCCAGUCCUAGAGCUUACACACCCUUUUCUGUUGGUGCCUCUCGGGUUGCCUGGGAGCUCAGGCCCAUCUGUCCUUACUAUUUUUGAGUCUCUGUUGUCUCAUUGGCGGCUUUCUGAACAGCUGCAAAACAUACUUUUAACUCUAAGUGGAAGUUUGGGUCACUGGCUACCCGCGUGGAACAGUCACUCUCAUCAAGGGUUCUUUCAGCGGAGAGUUCUCUAGUUUUACGGAUUCUCGCACCACAGCGGACAGCUGGCUCAUCCUUUCCGCGGCUCCUCAACCUCGGGUCACUAGGCUCCGGUGACACCGCAAGCGGGACCGAGAGGCGGACGGCAGGCACAGGGCCCGGAAGGACAAUGCUGCGCGGAAAGUCCCGGCUCAAUGUGGAGUGGCUAGGCUACUCGCCCGGCCUGCUCCUGGAGAACGAUCCACUCGCCGCGGGACGGACACCACGAACCCCCCGUGGAAAUGAAAACUCUUUAGCUGCGACCCUGAAGACACUCCUGUUCUUCACGGCUUUAAUGAUCACAGUUCCUAUCGGGUUGUAUUUUACAACUAAAUCUUAUAUAUUUGAAGGUGCCCUUGGAAUGUCCAAUAGAGACAGCUAUUUUUAUGCUGCAAUUGUUGCUGUUGUUGCUGUUCAUGUGGUUCUGGCCCUGUUUGUCUAUGUGGCCUGGAAUGAAGGCUCACGACAGUGGCGUGAAGGCAAACAGGAUUAAAGCGAACAUCACCUUUUGAUAGCAUGAAAUUUAUUUUUUGAAUAUGUUAAAUAAUUGUGGGAUAUUGAUAAUAAAUACAUUCAUUUGAAUAAAAUUAAAAGAACAUGGUAAAAUCAAGUCUUAAAGAGUCAGUCGCAUUUGGCUAAAUUUUGACCCACCCAAUAAUAUGGUUACUUUGAACUUUGAAUCUCCAUUUGCAAAUGAAAAUUUGGGAAAGUUGGAUAGGUACAGAUAUAUAUGUUAAACGAGUUAUUGCUUAUCCUAGCAAGAAUUUACAUAUCUUACAAUAACAAAAAAUUAUAGUGAUUCGGCUUAUACUUGCUUUUCAGUUUUAUUUAUUUGGAUAUAUUAAGAAAUACUUAGUAAAGCAAAUAAUCUAAAUUUCCAUUUUGGGUUGGGGAUUUAGCUCAGUGGUAGAGUGCUUGCCUAGCAAGCGCAAGGCCCUGGGUUCGGUCCCCAGCUCCGAAAAAAAAAAAAAAAAGAAAAGAAAAGAAAAAAAAUUUCCAUUUUUACUGAAGGACUUCCCUGGAAAAUACGAGGCAGGCUCUUGGGUUUGAGAUUCUACUUUUCCUAAAAGUUACUUACAUUGUAGGCAUUUUCAUUAAUCUGACUUUUUAGUCAGUGAGUAAAGAUCGCUCUCACAUUCCAUUAUUUUGUGGGGAAAGUCACUGAAAUCACACUAUUCAUGCAAAAGGACUUAGGGUUACUGAGGACAGAGGACUGGGCUGACUGUCAGCAUUGUAUCACACUAACAUUGUGCCCUCAUUUUGCCUUGAAAUUAGGUUUCAGUUGCAAAGGUUAUCGAAAUCCCAUUUAAUGUGUUGUCUUAGUUUAAAAUGGUAAAUGAUAAGUUUUAGAAUACCGAAAUGUUCAGCAUCCAUCCACUGAGAGUAUACAGUCUUAAACAUCACAAUUCGUAGGAGGGGUUCUUGAAGGUUUUUGUCUGUUAAUCUUUUUUAUGACAGCUAAGUUACAUCCUGAGCAUAGAUUACAUCUUAAUAUAAUCCUUGAAGUCUUUUUUGAUGAGAACAACCUUGUCCCAGAAAAAAAGCCCAGUUACCUUGGUACCUUCAGUCUAUGGUCAGACAAACCACUUGAUACUGUGUAUAUAUAUAAAAACACCGUCCCCCAAAUAUUUAUUUCCAAUUAAAAGAACAUAAUAUAUUCUGUAAAACACUGGAAAAUACAUAUAAAAAUUUAAGGGUAAAAAUUUGCCCAUAAUGUUACUACUUGCAGAUUAUCAGUAGUGUAGUUCACAAUCCCUGUACAGUUUGAAUGAUGUUUCUUAAUGCUGGUUACAUAUAUACUAAAACCUUGAAGUUGAUCUUGUCAACUUCACCAAAGAGCUGUUUGCGGUUUUUCAGAUGUGUGAUAAUUGCCCAUUGUCUUAUAAAGCAUAUACUAUCUUUAUUAUUUUAACAUUCCCAUUUCAAUGUUUUUACCAUAAAGAAAUAUAAAAGUCUGAGGUGAUAACCCAGUUUAAAUACUAUAUAACAUGCAUAUCUCAAAAUAUAUGGCACUCAUAAGCAUGUAUGCUCCUUGUUUUUAAUAUAUCAAUUAAAUUGAAUUGUAAAAAUGAAGAAAGUUCAAACACUUGUUACUGGUAAUCCUAAUAUAAUGAAUGGCCCCUACUUUAAUAUUUGCCAUUAUUGAUUUGUUGGUCUGCUGUCAUUUUCCUGGUGUGGAACUAGACUAGAAAUAGGUGAUUAGGCAUAAAAAUCUGUGCUUGUGUUACAUUAUUGUUGCAAAAAACAAGAUUAACGUGAUUAUUAAAAGAUUGUUCUUAAUUCUUUAAUGGUUAUAUGUAGUUUAAAUGUAUUUAAAACUGAGUAUUCUAACUAUGAGAGUCUUAUUUUGUAAAGUCUGCAGUUUUUAGUAUUAUGCUAUUUGAGUCUUAGACAUUAUGUGCUUGAUUUCUAGUUAGUUUUCUUAUUAGGUGGCCUAUUGUAUUUAGAAUUGUCCACUCAGUUUCUUUUUGUGUAAUGCCAAGACUUUUUUUCUUGUAUUUUAGGAAUAUUGUACUAUUUGUAAAAUAUACUGUUGGAUUACUUUGUUUUAUUUCAGACAUUUGUUAAUUAAUGGUACAGGUCUUUUUAAAAAGUCUUUUAACCAGGGAUACAUGUAAACACAUGUAGUUUUCUCCCUUGGGAAUAAAGUAUAAUGUGUUUGAAAAUUAAAAUAUUCACAUUGGUGUUUAGAAUGAUUAUAAAUUUUGUUUUAAAGCCAUUUUUCUAGGAUUUUGACUGCUCAUUUAGGAGUUUGCUGCUCUUAGCUAACAUUUUUUCAAGGUUUUUAUCUAGUUUCCUCUUUCACAAAAUUCAUAUUUCAUGAUGUGUUCAAAGAAAAGCUCCAGCUGAACUGCUAAGUGUUUUCUGGCAGGAAUAUGUUCACUGAUGUUCAAAACCUGAUCGUAAUGGUGAUCUCAGUUAGGGAAUAUAACUUGAAGUGUGAGUGCCAGCUCCUGAUUUAACCCCAUUUGCUGUAACAGUACUUUCCCCAUCUCCUCAUUUGCCUCCUGAAUAAUCCUUUCUCUCAAACUAAUGCUAAACUAAUGGAAGUUCCUGUAGGAUGUAGCUGGUACCACUGACUCUUCAAAUGGAUGCCAUUUCACAGGUUAGGGUAGUGUUCUGGUUUACAGUGAUAGUGAAGAACUGGGUAUUUCAUGGGAAUCUAACAGUAAUUAGAAUAACUUGAAAGUUUACAUCAGAAAAGUCAUAUUGAACCAGCUAUGCUGGAAUAUGCUUGUACUUUCAGUAUUUUAGGAAGCAGAUGCAGGAGGAUUAGGACUUCAAGGCCACCCUGGGACGUCAUGAGACCCUGUCUCAAAAGAACAGCAGUAACAACAAAACCUACAAAAACAAACAAUUUGGCUUUAUAGAAAGAAGCAACCAAUGGGCUUGUGCUUAUUUUCAUAUAAAUCUCAUGUAGACAGGACAUUCAAAUGGGUAAAUAAAAGUAUACAAGUAAGACGUACCCAAGGAAGGCUGAUGCUGAAGGUGUGUGAAAGAAAGGGUCCUGUUUUACGUAUAUCCAUUGUAUCUCCAGACAGUUUUGUAUUUAGUGUCUAAGCAUAGUAAAGCUGUAGACAGGGUUCAAUGACAGGAUGGUAUUUGUCACUUGUCUUCAGUUAAUAGCAGGUUUCUUUACUGUGUUAUUCACUAGUAAAAUACACAACUAUUCAGAUUUUGCUCCUAAAUUUUAAGGUUAUUUUUACCAGACCUGUGCUGGAGUAUACUCUAAUAGUUCGACAAAACUUUUUUCCUUGGGGGGAUGGAUUUACCAUAAAAAUAAAGGACUUUCAGAAAGACUGGGAAUCUACCCACCAAUGCAUAACCUGUGAAUUUCUUAACUCUUUAUUCAUUUACAAAAGUCUAGAAUCUUUCCAUAUCGCUGCUGGCCACACUUAAACCUGUGUUAAUUUCUACGUGUGCUUUUAGUAUCUGUUCUUUUAAAAAUGUUCUGUAAGUCAUAUUGUCAAUUUUACAAUCUAGUCUUCCUUCCAUGUUUGGUGAAAUCUCACUGAACAGGAAUAAUAGCAAUAGCUAACAACAUCUGCACAGCACCUUACAGUUUGCAAAGAACGUUCACAUAUUCUUGUCUGAGUGAACAUGUUACAGAGAUGUCCCUUGAUGUCAAUGCUAAGUGUUAGAAUUUUCAGUCACAGUGUUACUGGCCUUGUUGUGGCACUGAUUAGCAUACUGAUGGGGGUGGGGGUGGGGUGGGAGUGCCAAUGUGCUGUCUGUGAAGCUUGUAUCAUCACAAUGGGGCCUGGAUGUCUUAGCCACUUGCAUCAGACUGACUUGUUAAGUGAUGCUUUUCUAGUCUACCUGAAUGGGUUUUGUAUUUAGCAUAUUAUGGCCUGUAAUUUUAUUAAUUUACCAUUUGUUGUCAUUAAAAAGUGUCUGUAAUGCUA
Messenger RNA from Rattus norvegicus (Norway rat), 4644 nucleotides. RefSeq names its product vacuolar ATPase assembly factor VMA21 (gene Vma21). Gene Ontology annotation, cellular component: ER to Golgi transport vesicle membrane; endoplasmic reticulum-Golgi intermediate compartment membrane; endoplasmic reticulum membrane. The transcript has 4 exons. Gene Ontology annotation, biological process: vacuolar proton-transporting V-type ATPase complex assembly. The coding region runs from base 369 to 731 and encodes 120 amino acids. The record is from RefSeq and is marked validated. NCBI's taxonomy places the organism in Eukaryota, Metazoa, Chordata, Mammalia, Rodentia, Muridae.